AACGACGAGCAGUGCAAGCCAAGCAUUCUCACGCUAGCUGUUCUCUUCUUGCCUCAUCCAUCGUGCAUCUAUAUUCUCGGCGCGAGUUACGUCUUUUUCGUCGUCCGGCCGGCGAGCAUUUUGCUUCUGUGAUCGAUCGGCGCGCGCGACGUACGGCCAUGGAGAUGAUCGACGCAGAGCUGCGUCUGGGUCCGCCCGGCAGCAGCAACAGAGACGUCAUCAACGUCGUGCAGCCUUCGUUGGCGGCGGCGAAACGGCCGUCGUCGUCGGUGGUGGAGAGCGAGGCGUCCGGGACGGACGACCAUGACCAUGACGACGCCGCACCGACCUCCAAGGUGCAGGUGGUGGGGUGGCCGCCGGUGAGAGUGUACCGGAAGAACGCGUUCCACGCGGCGGCGGAGGCGAGGAGGACCAGGCGGGGCGAGCAGCAGGGAGGAGGAGGCCUGUACGUGAAGGUGAGCAUGGACGGGGCGCCAUACCUCCGGAAGGUGGACCUGCGGACCUACGGCGGCUACCGUGAGCUGAGGGACGCGCUGGACGCGCUCUUCGGCUGCUUCUCCUCCUCGGCCGACGGCGGAUGCCAGUUCGCCGUCGCCUACGAGGACAAGGACGGCGACCUCAUGCUCGCCGGCGACGUGCCAUGGGAGAUGUUCAUCUGUUCUUGCAAGAAGCUCAGGAUCAUGAGGGGGUCCGAAGCAAGAUAACCAAGCAACGAGGAUGCAAGGACCUGUUGUAUGCAUAUGCAUGGAGGCCGGCCGGACUCAUGCUGUCAUGCAUGAGAGUUUGAGAGAGGAGAAGAAGACGACCUACUGGAACUGAAGGCGGUUGGGUAUACCUGCAUGGGGAGGGAGCCCACGCAUGCACGCGCGCGUCGUCGUGUUCUACGGCCAGCUAGCCACCAGACCGGCUGCCGGCCCAUAUGCACACCACGGAGAUGGAGGUGAUGGUUCAAGGAUCACGGCGGCGUACGCGCGCGUCAUCAGUCACGCCGUCCUGUCAUCAGAUGAGAUGGAGGGGUGAUGCAUGAGGGCAGUGCUAGCUGUGGACGGCUGGCUGGACGUGCAGAUCGGAGCGAGAUUGUACUGUGCACGCACAUAAGCUUUGUACAGUGGCAUGUGCUGGUCAUCUGUAAUUUUGAUUUUUUUCCCCCUCCUUUUGUAAGUGAGCAAGUUUGAGGAAAAAAUGUAUGAAUGAAGAAAAGGAGAGGGGGGAUUUCAAAUU
Molecule: messenger RNA, 1221 nt
Organism: Zea mays
Lineage: Eukaryota; Viridiplantae; Streptophyta; Magnoliopsida; Poales; Poaceae
Biological process (GO): regulation of DNA-templated transcription
Cellular component (GO): nucleus
Source: RefSeq, marked validated